CGCCCAUCAACCCCAUCAUGCUAUCCUGGAUCACCGAUCCACGAUGUCCCAAACCAACCACACAAAGACCUACCACACCCUUCACCUGCAGACCAGGAUCCAAAGAUCGACGAUGUCCCCAACCAACUACACCACGCCCAUCAACCCCAUCAUGCUAUCCUGGAUCACCGGAUCCACGAUGUCCUAAACCAACCACACAAAGGCCUACCACACCCUUCACCUGCAGACCAGGAUCCAAAGAUCGACGAUGUCCCCAACCAACUACACCACGCCCAUCAACCCCAUCAUGCUAUCCUGGAUCACCGGAUCCACGAUGUCCUAAACCAACCACACAAAGGCCUACCACACCCUUCACCUGCAGACCAGGAUCCAAAGAUCGACGAUGUCCCCAACCAACUACACCACGCCCAUCAACCCCAUCAUGCUAUCCUGGAUCACCGGAUCCACGAUGUCCUAAGCCAACCACACCCUUCACCUGCAGACCAGGAUCCAAAGAUCGACGAUGUCCCCAACCAACUACACCACGCCCAUCAACCCCAUCAUGCUAUCCUGGAUCACCGGAUCCACGAUGUCCUAAACCAACAACACAAAGACCUACCACGCCCUUCACCUGCAGACCAGGAUCCAAAGACCCCCGUUGUCGUCAACCAACUUCUCCACCAUCACCUCCCCCUGUCUGUCCACCUGGUUCAAAGGAUCCUGAGUGUAUUAAACUAUCAUCCCCUCCGUGCAUACCUGGUACUGGUGACCCGAGGUGCCCAGGUACCCCUUCACCAUUUAUAUGUGUUCCUGGUUCACGGGACCCUCGAUGCCCUCAACCAACUUCUCCACCAUCACCUCCCCCUGUCUGUCCACCUGGUUCAAAGGAUCCUGAGUGCAUUAAACUAUCAUCCCCUCCGUGCAUACCUGGUACUGGUGACCCGAGGUGCCCAGGUACCCCUUCACCAUUUAUAUGUGUUCCUGGUUCACGGGACCCUCGAUGCCCUCAGCCUACAACACCCCGCCCGACAACGCAAAUUGUAGAGGGUGGAGACAAGCUCUCUGUCACGACCAAGAUGCCAGGAAAAGAUCAGGACUUCCAUAAAGAAGACGCAGAUCCCAGAUACCACGCCUUCCAUUCAUGGUUGUACCUUCCUCCUCCUAGACCUCGGAACCACGCUGGUCGCGGGCGUCGAGCAGCGGUGGUGGAGGGAGAGACGAUGAUGGUGAGCCUCGGGGUGCAGCAGCUGGUCACCGCCUCACCAUCAAGGUCCAGCCACAUCACCGUAGACACAGAGGGAGACAAUCUCUUAAUGGAAGUGAGCGACACUGGCCGCGUGGUGCUGCCGCUGCGGGAAGCUCGGCCUAUGGUGGAGGAAGUGCAGCUCGAUUACGGGACACCAUACUCCAAGGCGCUGAUCAAGAACGAGUAUGCUCCUGUCGAGGAGGAGGUGCGAGGAGAACCUAAAUAUUCUUAUCUGAAGUCUGAGAGAAGUCAGUCAUCGUCAUCGACGUUAACUACCUCCAACACCCUUCUGUUGUCACUCAUGUUCGUAGGCGUGGUCGUGGGCGUAGUGGCCGCCGCCUUCACUUUCGUGCGCCCACUCCAGAGCAAGAACACGGGCGUCUUGACAGCUUAGAUAUCACUAAAUAAAAGGAUUAUAAAUUGUGUAACGUGAACUUACUAAACAUCUCAUACGAGUCAGUAGUGUAAAGAAAUAUGUUAACUGGUGAUAACGGCAGAACGAUCAUAAUGGUCUACAUUAAUGUUUGUUAUGUAUCUGUUCGACUCGCCGAGAAGGCUUUAAGCUUAUUACCUGCUUCAAGAAGUAACAAAGUAAUAUUAGUAUCUUGACUAGAUAAUUUUUAAUUACAAAAUUAUCUUCAAAUUAAGAAAAUCUCUGAGCUGGCUUGGAGAUCAAUGAAUAUUAAGAAAUUCCACAAUAUAUAUAUAUAUAUAUAUAUAUGUGUUCGGUACUCCAGCCUUCACUAUACGUAAACGCUAAUCAUGCUCCAGAAUUGUACCAGAUGUAAGAAGCCCGACUCUCCACUCCCGUAUGAACACCAUCAAACGAGAGCUAUAUGUGAGAAUUAUAGUCCCGAGUGACCCCCCUCCAUCACCCUCCUGAAGGUCACUAACAGAAGCCAGACUUGCCAAACCCAGGUCAGAGGUCAGCAUGGGCGGCUCACCUCACAACAGCCGGCUGUCGUAAGGUGCACCCCCGUGUUUGACACGUUAAGGUGAUAUGGUUCUUCCAUGCAGUAGUGUGUGUGUGUACAGUAUUAUUGUGUCAAACUCCCCUGCCCUCCGCCCCGCCCCGCUCCCCUCGUCAUCCGUACCGUUGUCUUUCUUCGCUUGUUAGUUACAGUGCGACUGAGUAGAAGCUGAUCCCAAGAGACAGUUGCUGGACUGGGGGAGUCUCUUAGCUGGUCAGGGUGACUUAACAAUGUUUCUCUACCUGUGGGUGAUAAAUGCUGUGGUGUUGUAGAUACGAGGAACAUAUUCUACACCCCACCAAUGCUUCUCGAUCUGUACACAACGACAGAAGGCUUAGAAUAUAUAUUAAUAGAAGUCACAAGUCAUGGCUAUUAAUCCAGACAAUUGUUAAUCACUAAAGUAAUCACACUAAUUGUUCAUUAAGACAUACUCCCAGGUAGUUAAUUGUGGCAGACGGUAACGUGUUGUCCCUAAUGGCCUACUUCACCACACACUGACUAGCUAACAGAACGUCCAGCUACUGAUAUGCAUAUUAUUUUUUCUAUCUUUUCUAGAAGUAAAUCGCAAGAUGAAUGUUGUUACCCCCAAACUGCUUGUUAGUCUGUGGUAGUUGUGUGUGGUUAGUUCUCUUCGUGUACCUUUGGGGUUAAGCUUUCUAGAAUAUCUUUUAUUUGUUCAGUAAAGAGAGAGACUUCCGCUGUUAGAUGUGGUAAUAAGUGUGUUUACAUAUAGACUAUGUCCUAUACUGAAUAUUUGUAUUUCUUCUCUGUAUUCUGGGCAGUUAUUAAGAAUAUUAUCACGUCCUCUGUAUCUUUAUGGUGUAAUAAAUUCGAUAAAAAUCCACACGAGUCCCUUUAAAUGUGAGCUUCACAAUCAUUCACAUCAUGUGAUAAAACUUAAUACUAAGAAGUGUUAUGUAGUCAAUAUUAUUAGUAACAACCUGACUUUAAGCUGACGACGUUUACAAGUAACCUAUGUAUAAAAUUACAUAUAUAUUCUCACGAUAUCAAAAUAGUACUCAGAUAAGUAACUAGUUUUAAGGAGACAAAUAAAUGUGUCCAGUUGAUUAAAAUACAAUAGUACCCCUAAUAACAUAAAUAAAAGCCGUAUAACCUUAGCCCGACAUAUACCAGUGAUAUAUACAUAUAUAUAUAUAUA
Molecule: messenger RNA, 3355 nt
Organism: Homarus americanus (American lobster)
Lineage: Eukaryota; Metazoa; Arthropoda; Malacostraca; Decapoda; Nephropidae
Product: proteoglycan 4-like
Exons: 2
Coding region: 18-1619 (533 amino acids)
Source: RefSeq, a predicted model, not a curated record